Daphnia carinata is the source of this 1306-nucleotide messenger RNA. RefSeq names its product ankyrin repeat domain-containing protein SOWAHC-like. Lineage: Eukaryota; Metazoa; Arthropoda; Branchiopoda; Diplostraca; Daphniidae. The coding region runs from base 27 to 1211 and encodes 394 amino acids. The transcript has 6 exons. The record is from RefSeq and is a predicted model, not a curated record.
AAUAGAUUAAAAAAAAAAAAAAAAAAAUGGCGGCGCCCACAGAGUUUACAUUGGAAUCUGUUCGUGAAUUUAUGUUGGAAAGAGGUGGCAAAGUGACCAAUCACGAAUUGGUGAAACAUUUCAAACAGUUCCUGACGGAUCCUUACACUAAAGAAUAUGCUCGGGUGCAGUUCAAGGAGUACGUCAAUACGCUGGCCUUGAUCCGUCAAGAUGAUGGCGACAAAUACCUCGUAUUGAAACCGAUAUUUUGUCCGUCGGGGUACGCGACAAGCGAAAGGGUCAGGGACGUCGUUGAUCCCGUCUCGUCUUCGUACAACGCCGUUGGGCUGCCAUUACCGCCGUUGCCAACGCAGCCGCAAUACUUAUCACACUCACCGCACAUUCAACAACAACAUUAUGGCCAGCCGCCGAUGGAUGCGGCACCUGCCUUUCGGGCACCACCUCCUUACCGGCCGCCGCCGGAACCGACGCCCUUCCGUCGAUCUUCGCUGUCCGGUUCGGAUCUGUCGCAUUCGCCCGUCAACGUCUUCCCUCCGCCGAAAUCGUUGCCUUACAACCACCAGCCUCCCGUCGUCCCGCCGCUUCCAUCGCAGAAACAACCGCCGCCCGCCGUCCACCACUUCGUUCGUCAGACGAGCCUGCCGUCGGACGAUUUCAUUCCGGCCAGCGCGUAUUUAUCGCCUCAGCAACAGCCGAUGCCGGAGCGUUCCGUCUCCAUCCAAGAUUUCACGUCCGCUUCUCAUCACGUCCAGGAUUUAACGAGCGGAACGCCGCCUCCGGCCGUGCCGCCGCGCCGCACUAAAAACGCGCGAAGCGACGACAAAGAGAAUCAUCAUCUCGCCAGCAUCGGAUCGUCGUGCUCUUCGAUCGACGGCCUGAGUGUCGGUGGCAGCGUCGGCGCUUUGAAUAAUGAAGAGAUCAAGAUUAGCGUCAAAGAGCGGACGCAGCGUUUCAACAAAAUGGCCUCGGAGAUCGAUCUGGUGCAGAAGAAUGGAUCGGCCGGCCAGGACCGUCGCGAGAACAAAUCCAAGUCUCGUGAUGACGACGAUACUUCAUCUGUUGGAACGAUGGAACCGCGUGCCAAAGAGUGGAUGUUGGCCACUGCCCGAGGCGACUAUCACGCCAUAGCUCGACUGUUGCGUGAGGAACCACGACUCGCCAGGCGCCGGGAUUUCGUAACGGUAAGUUUUCGUCUUCGUGCCAUUUUUUAAAAUUCAUUUAAAGUAGUUCCUAUUCAUUUUUUUUUUUUUUUUUUUAAACAUCCGUUCGUUAACUCCUAAUCACCGUCAACCUAAAAAGUAUAGCU